AUGACUUCCCCAACAUUAUUUAGAAAACUUCAAGAAUACGAAACAGAACUCGGAAGACUUCAAAAGCAUGAAAGUUUAGAUUCAAAAUCCAAAGGCAUUGCUUUGAAAGUAGAUUCUAUAAACGAUGAUCCACCGAUGGAAGAUGAAAAUUUCAUGCUCCUUGUUAAACAACUUGGUAAGUUCUUUGGUAAAAAUAAUAAAUCAUCUCAUGUAAAAAGAAAGAACCACUUCAAGAAAAAGGAGGCUUCCACUUCAACACAAGAUGUCACAUGUUAUGAAUGUGGUAAAAAAGGUCAUAUAAAACCAGAUUGUCCAAAACUCUCCAAGAAUGGUGGUGUCAAAGGCAAAAAGGAAUUCAAGAAUAAAAAGGCCUAUGUUGCAUGGGAAGAUAAUGAGAUAAGUUCAUCAUCCGAUUCGGAUAGCGACGAAAGUAUGCUUGAAGACCACAUCAAAUCAAUGGUAUCUCGAUAG
Vicia villosa (hairy vetch) is the source of this 471-nucleotide messenger RNA. RefSeq lists its product as uncharacterized. The transcript is spliced from 2 exons. The record is from RefSeq and is a predicted model, not a curated record. The coding region runs from base 1 to 471 and encodes 156 amino acids. Gene Ontology annotation, molecular function: nucleic acid binding; zinc ion binding. NCBI's taxonomy places the organism in Eukaryota, Viridiplantae, Streptophyta, Magnoliopsida, Fabales, Fabaceae.